Molecule: messenger RNA, 5926 nt
Organism: Neoarius graeffei (lesser salmon catfish)
Lineage: Eukaryota; Metazoa; Chordata; Actinopteri; Siluriformes; Ariidae
Product: gastrula zinc finger protein XlCGF26.1-like
Exons: 6
Coding region: 116-2131 (671 amino acids)
Biological process (GO): central nervous system development; regulation of transcription by RNA polymerase II
Cellular component (GO): transcription regulator complex; nucleus; PcG protein complex
Molecular function (GO): RNA polymerase II cis-regulatory region sequence-specific DNA binding; histone methyltransferase activity; DNA-binding transcription factor activity, RNA polymerase II-specific
Source: RefSeq, a predicted model, not a curated record
CACUGGAGAAGAAGUUGACGCUCGGCUGGGCAGCUUCAGCGCCUCGAUUUCUAAAAAUAAAAGCAGGUUAUUGUGUCUCGCUUUGAAGAGUUAAAACCUCGAGCUGUGCGAAGACAUGAAAACGGAGACCUCAACGGAUGGAGGGACGUCAGAAGUCCGUGUGAAGAAAGAGGAGACACUGGAGCUGAAAAUCUACAACCAUGGAGACGACCUCGACAACCCACCUGAAGGUCUCUUUGUUAAAGUGGAAGAUCCUGACAAUAAAGACUAUCUCUACUGUGAAGUUUGCAAAUCCUUCUUCCUCAACAAAUGUGAGGUUCAUGGACCACCUGUCUUCAUCCCAGAUACUCCUGUUCCCAUGGGAGUCCCUGACCGAGCCAGACAAACUCUUCCUCCUGGGCUAGAAAUCCAGAAGUCCAGUAUUCCUGAUGCAGGCCUGGGAGUGUUUAAUAAGGGGGAGAUUAUUCCAGUAGGUGCACACUUCGGACCCUGCCAGGGAGAGCUGGGAAACAGAGAGGAAGUCAGGAACAGUGGUGAUUCCUUGGUUGUAUACAGGAGCAUGCAGUGUGAAGAAUACAUUGACGCCAAAAGAGAGAUGCAUGUGAAUUGGAUGAGGUAUGUGAAUUGUGCCCGUAAUGAUGAUGAACAGAAUCUUGUGGCAUUUCGGUAUCAAGGGGGAAUUCUGUAUCUUUGCUGUCGACCCAUUAACCCAGGACAGGAGCUCUUGGUGUGGUAUGAAGAGGAGUACACCAAAGAACUCAGUCCUGCACCUACAGGAACAUCCAGACAGCAAGAAGUAAAGAACGCUCUGCUUCAAGUCUUUUCCUGCUCUACAUGUCCUCGUUCCUGUGCAUCUCAGAUUUACCUCAACAAACAGAUCCAGAGAUGCCACAAUGAAGAGUAUGUGAGACUUUGGGAAUCAGGAGAUAUUAAAUAUGAGCUUCAGAUCCCCUCCAAAUGCUCCAUUCAUCAGCCAACAUCAACUGAUACUCUCAGUUCUGACACUUCUCAUGAUCUACAGAAGGAAAUUCACCACUGCUCAGACUGUGGAAAGAGUUUUGGUCAUCAGAAUGCACUCAAGACACACCAGCACAUUCACACAGGAGGAAAGCCACAUCACUGCUCACAGUGUGGGAAGAAUUUUACUAAACAGAGUGCUCUACGACGACACUGGCGCAUUCACACAGGGGAGAAGCCGUAUCGCUGCUCACAGUGUGGGAAGAGUUUUACUCAACAGAGUGCUCUCCAACGACACCAGCGCAUUCACACAGGAGAGAAGCCGUAUCACUGCUUACAGUGUGGGAAGAGUUUUACUGAACAGAGUACUCUCCAACGACACAACCGCAUUCACACAGGAGAGAAGCCGUAUCACUGCUCACAGUGUGGGAAGAGUUUUACUCAUCAGAGUACUCUCCAACGACACAAGCACAUUCACACAGGAGAGAAGCCGUAUCACUACUCACAGUGUGAGAAGAGUUUUACUCAUCGGAGUCACCUCCAACGACACCAGGGCAUUCACACAGGAGAGAAGCCGUAUCACUGCUCACAGUGUGGGAAGAGUUUUACUGAACAGAGUGCUCUCCAAAGACACCAGCGCAUUCACACAGGAGAGAAGCCGUAUCACUGCUCACACUGUGGAAAGAGUUUUACUCAACAGAGUACGCUCCAAAUACACCAGCGCACUCACACAGGAGAGAAGCCGUAUCAGUGCUCACAGUGUGGGAAGAGUUUUACUCAUCGGAGUCCUCUCCAGCGACAUCAGCGCAUUCACACAGGAGAGAAGCCGUAUCAGUGCUCACAGUGUGGAAAGAGUUUUACUCAUCGGAGUCAUCUCCAACGACACCAGCGCAUUCACACAGGAGAGAAGCCAUAUUACUGCUCACAGUGUGGGAAGAGUUUUACUCAGCAGAGUGAUCUCCAAAAGCACCAGCGUGUUCACACAGGAGAGAAGCCGUAUCACUGCUUACAGUGUGGGAAGAGUUUUACUCAACAGAGUACUGUCCAAAUACACCAGCGCAUUCAUACAGGAGAGAAGCCGUAUCAUUGCUCACAGUGUGGGAAGAGUUUUACUCAGCAGAGUCAUCUCCAACGACACCAGUGUGUUCACACAGGAGAGAAGCUGUAUCGCUGAUCAGUGUGGGAAGAUCUUUACUUAUUCAGUUACAUUUAAGACCUACAAGUGCACUAACUCGGAGACAUUGCAUGAUUUUAAAGUUGUCAAAUAUGGUAGUUAUUACAGUUUUGGCUAAACAUGACCUGUACUUUGAGCUUUAUUGGUCAUGUUAUAUGACUGUUUUAAAAUAUGUAUCCUUAUAGUGAUGUUUGAAACAAGAUGAUUAAUUUUUUUCUUUUGAUCUUAAGUAGUCAUUAAUUACCACCAUACAAGUAACGAUUUACAGUGGAUAUAAAAAGGGUACACGCCCAGUUAAAAUGAUGGAGCUUUCUGAUGUAAAAAUAAAAAAAAAAGUGACCACAAUAAAUAAUUUCAAAACUUUUCCCACUUUUGAUGUGACCUAUAACCUGUACAAUUCAAUUGAAAAUCAAACAAAUCUGUAAGAGGGAAAAACAAAGAAUAAACAUAAGCUGGUUGCAUAAGUGUGUACACCCUUAAACUAAUACUUUGUUGAAGCACCUUUUGAUUUAAUUACAGCAUUCAAUCUUUGGGUUCACACCUGCCAUCAAUUAAAAGUACUCUGAUUAACCCUAAAUAAAGUUCAGACAUUUACUCAGUUGCAUCCUCCUGCAAAAGCCAUGGUUCACAGAGAGCUUACAAAGCAUCAAAGGUAUCAAUCAGAAGAAGGGUACAAAAACAUUUCCACGGCAUUAGAUAUAUCAUGGAGCACAGUGAAGACAGUCAUCAAGAAGUGGAGAAAAUAUAGGACAACAGUGACAUUACCGAGAACUGGAUGUCCCUCCAAAAUCGAUGGAAAAGACAAGACGAAAACUGGUCAGAGAAGCUGCCAAGAGGCCUACAGCAACACUGAAGGAGCUGCAGGAAUUUCUGACAAGUACUGGUUGUGUACUACAUGUGAUAAAAAUCUCCUGUAUUCUCCAUAUGUCUGGACUAUGAGGUAGGGUCAAAGAAAAACAUCCAGGCCGGGCUAAAUUUUUCAAAAAAAAAAAGUAACCCUCUCCCAAAAGCAUGUGGGGGAAAAUGUGUUAUGGUUUGAUGAAACCAAGGUUUAACUUCUCAUCUUCAUCCGCUUAUCUGGAACCGGGUCGCGGAGGCAGCAGUCUGAGCAUGGAAGCCCAAACUUCCCUCUCCCCAGACACCUUGGCCAGCUCCUUGGGAAGAACACCGAGGCGUUCCCAGGCCAGCCGAGAGACAUAGUCCCUCCAGCGUGUCCUGGGUCUUCCCCAGGGCCUCCUCCCGGGGGGACAUGCCUGGAACACCUCCCCAGGGAGGUGUUCAGGAGGCAUCCGAAAGAGCUGCCCGAGCCGCUUCAGUUGAUUCCUCUCAAUGUGGAGGAGCAGCGGCUCUACUCCGAGCUCCUCCCGAGUGACUGUGCUUCUCACCCUAUCUCUAAGGGAGCACCCAGCCACCCUGUGAAGGAAACUCAUUUUGGCCGCUUGUAUCUGCGAUCUUGUUCUUUCGGUCAUUACCCAAAGCUCAUUACCAUAGGUGAGAGUCGUAACGUAGAUCAACCGGUAAAUCAAGAGCUUCGCCUUUUGGCUUCACCACGACAGACCGGUAAAGCAACUGCAUCACUGCGGAGGCUGCACUGAUCUGCCUGUCGAUCUCACACUCCAUCCAUCCCUCACUCGUGAACAAGAGCCCGAGAUACUGAAACUCCUCCACUUGAGGCAGGACUUCUCCACCAACCUGGAGAGGGCAAGCCACCCUUUUCCGGUCGAGAACCAUGGCCUCGGACUUGGAGGUGCUGAUUCUCAUCCCAGCCGCUUCACACUCGACUGCAAACCACCCCAGUGCAUGCUGAAGGUCCUGGUUUGAAGAAGCCAACAGAACAAUAUCAUCCGCAAAAAGCAGAGAUGAAAUCCUGUGGUUCCCAAACAGGACUCCUUCCGGCCCCUGGCUGUGCCUAGAAAUUCUGUCCAUAAAAAUUAUGAACAGAACCGGUGACAAAGGGCGGCCCUGCUGGAGUCCAACAUGCACUGGGAACGGGUCUGACUUACUGCCGGCAAUGCGGACCAGACUCCUGCUCCGUUCGUACAGGGACCGGACAGCCCUUAGCAAAGAGCCCCGAACCCCAUACUCCCGAAGCACCCCCCCACAGAAUACCAUGAGGGACACGGUCGAAUGCCUUCUCCAGAUCCACAAAGCACAUGUGGACUGGUUGGGUGAACUCCCAUAAACCCUCGAUCACCCUAUGAAGAGUAUAGAGCUGGUCCAGUGUUCCACGACCAGGACGAAAACCGCAUUGUUCUUCCUGGAUCCGAGGUUCAACUAUUGGCCGGAUUCUCCUCUCCAGUACCCUGGAGUAAACCUUCCCGGGGAGGCUGAGAAGUGUGAUUUCCCCUAUAAUUGGUGCACACACUCCGGUCCCCUUUCUUAAAAAGAGGGACCACCACCCCAGUCUGCCACUCCAGAGGCACUGUCCCCAACCGCCAUGCAAUGUUGCAGAGGUGCGUCAGCCAAGAUAGCCCCACAACAUCCAGAGACUUGAGAUACUCAGGGCGGAUCUCAUCCACCCCUGGUGCCUUGCCACCGAGGAGCUUGCAAACCACCUCAGUGACUUUGGCUUGGGUAAUGGAUGAGUUCACCUCCGAGUCAUCAGCCUCCGCUUCCUCAAUGGAAGAUGUGACAGUGGGAUUGAGGAGAUCUUCAAAGUAUUCCUUCCACUGCCUGACAGUAUCCCCAGUUGAGGUCAACAGCUCCCCACCCGCACUGUAAACAGUGUUGGCAGAGUACUGCUUCCCCCCUCCUGAGGCGCCGGACAGUUUGCCAGAAUUUCUUCGAGGCCGACCGAUAGUCCUAUUCCGUGGCCUCACCGAACUUCUCCCAGUUCCGAGUUUUUGCCUCAGCAACUGCCCGAGCUGUGGCAUGCCUGGCCUUCUGAUACCUGUCAGCUGCCUCAGGAGUACCAGAGGCCAACAUGGUCCAAUAGGACUCCAGCUUGACGGCAUCCCUUACUUCCGGUGUCCACCACCGGGUUUGGGGAUUGCUGCCACGACAGGCACCGGAGACCUUGCGGCCACAGCUCCGAACAGCCGCGUCAGCAAUGGAGGCGGAGAACAUGGUCCACUCAGACUCAAUGUCCCCCGCCUCCCUCAGGAGCUGGGAGAAGCUGUCCCGGAGGUGAGAGUUAAAGACCUCCCUGACCGAGUGCUCGGCCAGACGUUCCCAGCAGACCCUCACCAUACGUUUGGGUCUGCCAGGUCUGUCCAGCUUCCUCCUCCACCAGCGGAUCCAACUCACCACCAGGUGGUGAUCAGUUGACAGCUCAGCCCCUCUCUUCACCCGAGUGUCCAAGACAUAGGGCUGGAGAUCAGAUGAAACGACAACAAAGUCGAUCAUCGACCUCCAACCUAAAGUGUACUGGUGCCACAUGCACUUAUGGACACCCCUAUGCUCGAACAUGGUGUUCGUUAUGGACAAACCAUGACUAGCACAGAAGUCCAAUAACAAAACACCACUCGGGUUCAGAUCAGGGAGGCCGUUCCUCCAAAUCACGCUCCUCCAGGUGUCACUGUCGUCACCCACGUGAGCGUUGAAGUCCCCCAGUAGAACAAUGGAGUACCCAGUCUCGUUCACUGGGGUAAACUCCAACACAUGGCGGCUAAGCUGUGGAGCUAUAAGCAAGCACACACCAGCCCGCCGCCGCUCACCGUGGGCAAUUCCAGAGAAGUGGAGAGUCCAGCCCCUCUCUGAGUUGGGUUCCGGAGCCCAAGCUGUGCGUGGAGGUGAGCCCGACUAUCUCUAGCCAGUACCUCUCAACCUCCUGCACAAGCUCAGGCUCCCCCCCCC